Molecule: messenger RNA, 5286 nt
Organism: Pogona vitticeps (central bearded dragon)
Lineage: Eukaryota; Metazoa; Chordata; Lepidosauria; Squamata; Agamidae
Gene: TUT4
Product: terminal uridylyl transferase 4
Molecular function (GO): nucleic acid binding; zinc ion binding; RNA uridylyltransferase activity
Source: RefSeq, a predicted model, not a curated record
ACGAAGCAGGUCUUCUCAAUAAUGGAAGAGGGCAGGAGCUCAAAAAGUGGAAAUCAUGAUGCAAGAAAAUCUGCCCGUGUUGUCUGUGAAGAAAGCAAAAGUACAAGAGCUGCAACCAAUCAACAUUUUAAAACUAACAAACAUGAGAAAUCCAUAAAAGAAACUGGGAGAAGUUCUUCAGGUGGGAACAGUUUCAAAAAGAAUAAGCAGAAUGAUAAUUGUCCUGAAAAAUCAGGAGAAAAUAAAUCAUGUAAAACAAACAGUCGUAUUUCUGGAUUGAAGGACGCGGAAUCAAGUCUUCAGGAUCAAAGUCGAAGCAAAACAAAAAGAUUACCAAAUGUACCAGAAGGCACAGAAUGCCUGAAACAGUUAAGACUUCAACAUGUGGAUGAAAAACCUCCAAACUCCCAUAUUUUGCAGAAUGGUGCCAGCACAGUAACCUUAGCAACUAUGCAAAGUUCUGAGCUGGAAAAUCAACCAAGAGAGGAUUCAUCCAAAGUUAAUAUAAACUGGCCUAAUGAUUCAGGCGAAAAUAGUUUGGAUGUGAGACCAGUGGAACAGAUGUCUGAAGACUCCUGUGCAGCAAAGCAUUCUGAUUCUGCAAAAGAAACUAAUGCAGAGACUGCCUCUUUAGAAAACAUUGCUAUAAUUGAUGAAUCAACACUGAUGGCAGAACAGCAGCUAGGCUUGAAACAAGCCGAAGAACGACUGGAAAGGGAUUAUAUUAUCCGCUUGGAAAAACGUUCUCCAGAGUAUUCUAAUUGCCAGUACUUAUGCAGGCUCUGCAUAGUCCACAUUGAAAAUAUCCAAGGAGCUCACAAGCAUAUUAAAGAAAAACGGCAUAAAAAGAACAUAACGGAAAAGCAAGAAGAAAAUGAACUGCGUGCCCUCCCUCCCCCUUCCCUUGCACAAGUGUCUGCUUUGAGUAGUGUUCUGAUGGAGGCAGCAAAGGAACAAGGCAUAUCAGAUUAUGAUUUUAAAAUCCGCCAAGAAAUUGUAUGUGGCAUGGAGAAAAUAAUUCAGGAGCACCUGCCAGAAUGUUCAUUGAGGAUGUAUGGAUCCUGUCUAACUAGAUUUGCUUUCAAAACCAGUGAUAUUAAUAUUGAUAUCAAAUUUCCUUCUAUGAUGAGUCAUCCAGAUGUUCUGAUACAGGUGCUUGAGAUCUUAAAAAACAGUGAUUCUUACUCUGAUGUAGAAUCAGAUUUCCAUGCCAAAGUACCUGUUGUUUUUUGUAGAGAUAUUAACAGUGGCUUAAUCUGCAAAGUAAGUGCUGGGAAUGAUGUGGCCUGCCUUACAACUGAUUUGCUAGCUGCGCUUGGCAAACUAGAGCCAGUCCUUGUUCCAUUGGUGUUGGCUUUUCGUUACUGGGCUAGAUUGUGCCAUAUUGACUGCCAAGCAGAAGGUGGGAUCCCCUCCUAUUCCUUUGCCUUAAUGGUGAUAUUUUUCCUUCAGCAAAGAGAACCACGUAUACUACCAUCAUAUUUAGGCAGUUGGAUUGAAGGUUUUGACUCUAAGAAAGCUGAUGACUACCAGCUGAAAGGAAUAGUAGAUGAAAAGUUUGUAGUGUGGGAAUACAAACCAUUGCAUAAUGGUGUGGGGAAAAACAUGAAUGGUGUGGAAGGAAAAAAUAGAAGUGAACAGCACAGAAGUAAUAGCAAGAAUGCAGCAACCUUAGAAACAGACUCCCAAAACAAUCCAAAGGAGAAAUGUGGCAGAUCUCCUUUAGCAUUGGAAACACCACAGCAGAUAUCUUUAGGACAACUGUGGUUAGAACUGUUGAAGUUUUAUACACUGGAAUUUGCUUUGGAAGAAUAUGUGAUCAGCAUACGGGUACAAGAUCUUUUAACCAGAGAGAACAAAACUUGGCCUAAAAGACGAAUAGCCAUUGAAGAUCCUUUUGCACUAAAAAGAAAUGUUGCACGGAGCCUGAACAGCCAGAUGGUGUUCGAGUACAUCCUUGAGAGGUUCAGGACAGCAUACAAAUAUUUUGCAUGUCCACAGAAUAAAGAUGGAAGCAAGGCCAAACUGGAUACCAGGAAAAAGGAAAAGGGGAAAAUUGGAAGCAGAAAACCUGGAGAACCUAUAACCAAUUGUUGCCUUCUGCAGGAGGCCACUAUUACAGAGAAGCAGAACACAGGCCAUGCAUGUAAUAUUCAAGAGUGUGAGUUGAAUGCAUGUACUGAAACAGAAUCUACGUCCCGGAGAUAUACCUGUGAGAACCUGGAAAGCUUGCUAGCAAAGUCACCAGAAAUUGUAAACAUAAACUCUGAAGACAGGAGGGAAUCUGUAUCCCUUAUUACUAACGAAUGCUGUGAAUUAGAACAAAAUUCAGUUAAAACAAAGGAUGAUCAAGAGCCUUCAACUGGAGAGAAGCUAAAUGUCCAUUGUGUUUUUAGUGAACAUAGAUCCCAUGGCACAGAUUCUGUUAGAGAAUUAUCUGAUACUGAAAGUAAGAGUUCUGUAAUGGAGCAUCCACAACAGAGUAUGUGCUCAGGCACUGACACAUCAACUACCUCGCACAACUGCAAAGCAGUAGGAGAAACUCAAGACACUAAAGAAGAACCCACCAGAGAAGAUAUGCAUUAUGUGUUCGAUAAAUUUAUUUUAACUUCUGGAAAGCCUCCAACUAUAGUAUGCAGUAUCUGCAAAAGAGAUGGCCAUUCCAAAAAUGACUGCCCAGAAGAUUUUAAGAAAAUUGAUUUAAAACCACUACCACCAAUGACAAAUAGAUUUAGAGAAAUACUUGAUCUAGUAUGUAAAAAAUGUUUUGAUGAAUUGUCACCUCCUUUCUCAGAGCAACAAAAUCGAGAGCAGAUUUUGGCAAGUUUGGAAAGAUUUAUUCGAAAAGAAUAUAAUGAUAAGGCCAGGCUAUGUCUGUUUGGCUCUUCAAAGAAUGGGUUUGGAUUCCGUGACAGUGACCUGGAUAUUUGCAUGACAUUGGAGGGCCAUGAAAAUGCAGAGAAAUUAAAUUGUAAAGAAAUUAUUGAAAGUUUGGCAAAGGUUCUUAAAAAGCAUCCAGGUUUAAGAAACAUCCUGCCUAUAACUACAGCCAAAGUGCCUAUAGUAAAAUUUGAGCACAGAAGAAGUGGCUUAGAAGGAGAUAUCAGCUUAUACAAUACACUGGCACAGCAUAACACAAGAAUGCUUGCAACAUACGCAGCCAUUGAUCCAAGAGUGCAAUACUUAGGAUACACAAUGAAAGUUUUUGCAAAGCGCUGUGAUAUUGGAGAUGCAUCCAGAGGGAGUCUGUCUUCAUAUGCCUAUAUCCUUAUGGUGUUAUACUUCCUACAACAAAGAGAACCUCCAGUAAUUCCAGUUCUUCAAGAGAUAUUUGAUGGACAACAGAUCCCUCAAAUAAUGGUUGAUGGUUGGAAUGCAUUCUUCUUUGAUGAUACGGAAGAACUGAAAAAACGUUUGCCUUCUCUUGGGAAAAACACAGAAUCACUGGGAGAACUCUGGUUAGGGUUACUGCGAUUUUACACUGAAGAGUUUGACUUCAAGGAGUAUGUCAUCAGCAUUCGGCAGAAGAAGUUGUUAACCACAUUUGAGAAACAGUGGACAUCUAAAUGCAUUGCUAUUGAAGAUCCUUUUGACUUGAAUCACAACCUGGGUGCAGGAGUUUCCAGAAAAAUGACUAAUUUCAUAAUGAAGGCAUUAAUCAAUGGGAGAAAACUCUUUGGUACCCCCUUCUAUCCUGUUUUGGGAAGAGAAGCUGAGUACUUUUUCAACUCUAAAGUACUGACUGAUGGCGAGCUGGCACCCAAUGACAGAUGUUGUCGUGUCUGUGGCAAAAUUGGUCACUAUAUGAAGGACUGCCCCAAAAGGAGGAGGUUAAAGAAAAAGGAGAAUGAAAGAGAUGAUGAAAAGGAAGUCAAGGAAGAAGACAGAGAAGCUAGAGAAAAGAGGUGUUUUAUCUGUGGUGAUGUGGGACAUGUUCGAAGAGAUUGUCCUGAAUUCAAACAGACAAGACAAAGAAGCAAUGGUGUUCAAGCUGUUCAGAUAGUCCGAACCCUUGUUAACUCACAGCAAGUAUCUGGGCCAGUUCAGCAGCAAGUGGAAAGACCCUUACGCACUAGACAGCCAUCAGAAAGUUCUGAUUCGCGUCAGUCAUCUUAUUCUCCACAGCCUCAGCAGUUUUCCCAGAAUUCCUCUCCACCAACUUCCAUUAACCAGACUCAGCCACAGUCAAUAUCCCAGUCUAAGCAUGCUGUGCAGCCCCAGCAAGGGGCACAACCACCCCACACCGUCCAGCUGCCUUUAUUUAACUUUGCCCAAUCCCCCCCAGGUCAGUAUUCCACCUUGCCUAACCUGGGACUAUUUCAGAUGCACCCCCACCAAAUUCAACUUCCUAACACCUCGUGGCCUGUUAUUCACUCUGCACCGGGUAAUCCUUCUCAUGCUACAAACGUUCCAUUUUCUGUGAGGGCUGGCAGCAGCAACCCACCCAGUAACCAGAGCAGCAUAAGCUUGAAUGAUCCUAGUAUCAUCUUUGCACAGCCUGCUGCCAGGCCGGUAGGAAUCCCCAGCAAUUCUCACGAGGGACAUUGGCACAGCCCUGUGACUCUAAGCUCACUGGUGAACAAUGGCACGGUUGGGAAUUCAGAUCAGGGCUUCCAAGGACAGUUUGGUAAAACAAACCCACCUCCGCCUCCUCCCGUUCCUUGGGACCAUGGAGCCCCUGCCCAUUUUCCUCUUCUUCGAGGGACGUGGCCUUAUAAUAUGUCUACAAACUACAUGCAACAGGGAAAUGCCAGCUAUCCAUUGAACAAACCCUUCUAUCCUCAAGCUGGCUUGCUGAUGCAGAAUAACCAGCAGUUUUCACUUCUGUCUCAAGGACAUCCACAUGUGAACAUGAACUUUAUUCAGCAGAAGAAAUGAAAUUUGAUUAAGGGGAUGAAAAGAAAUCAGGUUCUGGAUUAAAAUCUUACUGCAAAAUGUUUAGAUAAGAGAUUAUUUAAAACUGUUUUUAACUGUAUAAUUUGUAUAUAGAUAUAUAGUUUUUACCAGUAUCACACAAACAAGUGAUAUAAAUAUCAUCUAUUUUAUUACCCUAUUUUUAAGGGGAACUGUGUUUUAUCUUGAUAAACUGUAAAGAGAGUUUUAAAAAUUAAGUUGUUUAUUUUCUAUUAGCUUUAUUCAUACUUUGGUUCAGACUUUAUAUCAAAUGUUCUAAAAAGAAACUAGAAAGAAAUUUCAAGUGUUAAGGAUUGUCAUUUCUUUAUAGAACAAUGUAGUGCCAAAACAUUUUUAAAAGAAAAAAAAAUAAAAUUGCAAAAUUAGAAAUCA